UUUACGCCCUGUCAUCACGGGAACACCACCAGCUGUGUUUUCUUCAAAGUUCCGUUUCUUCGCCCCGGGGGUCCGGGACCUGUGCGACGUCGGCUGCAGCUUGUCUAGUCAUGGACUGAAAGUGUGCUGGGACAAUGUCGCUUUCCUCAGAUGACGAGGAGCAAGAGCCCUUCCCCGACACCAUGCAAUCCGAUAUCUCCAUCACCAGCGAAAGCAGCAGCGACGACGAUGCAGAGGCAGACGAUGCCGACAAGGGCGAUACUAUCAAAAACCAAGCGCCGCAAACCGUCGAACACAACUAUUUUGCGCCGCCAUUUUACGGCCGCCCGCCGACUCCUCUUCCACCCUCUCCCUCGCUAACGUCUCUCCUCCGUCCCUCGAGGCCGACGACCCCAGACGCUUCGGAUGAUGACUUCGAGCCCGUUCCGCGCGCGUCGCCUAAAGUGCCGACGUACGAAUACUACGGCUUCGUCCUCUACCUCUUCUCGAGCCUGACGUUCCUCGUCUACCUACUGUGGUCCUACCUCCCCUCGCCCUUUCUCCACGUCCUCGGCAUCUACUAUUACCCGAACCGCUGGUGGGCUCUCGCCAUCCCGUCCUUCAUCACCAUGCUGCUCGUAUACAUCUACGUCGCCCUCGCGGCCUAUAACACGGAGGUCCUGACCCUUCCCCUGGAGUCCAUCGAGACGGUCGUGGACGCCGCGGCGCAGAUCGCCGUCGUGGACUCCAAGGGCCGCAUCAAGACCGGAGCGCACAGGAGGCAGAGAGAUCAGCGGGACCAUCGGGAUCAUAGGAUACAUGGCGGACCGCAGUUGAACUGGAAGAAUGUGUGGAACGAAGGCACGGAUGCGGUGAUGGAUAUCCCACUCGCGGGCGUGUGCGAGGUCCUCUGCAAUGACGGGAUGGAGGGGGAAUUCGAAUCUGAGUACGCUGUGUAUUGAUAAUAAUAGAUGGUGCAUGUCUCUGCUCCAAACUCUAUGGGGUAUAGAAAUGACUACGAAUAAUGAUUUCGUAUGAUUCCGGCGCUGUCUUUUCUUCUUCUUUUUUCCCUCGCCUUGAUAGAAGGAUUCUUAAUCUCUUCGUGCAACAUG
This is a messenger RNA of Sodiomyces alkalinus F11, 1091 nucleotides long. RefSeq names its product PIG-P-domain-containing protein. The transcript has a single exon. The coding region runs from base 135 to 941 and encodes 268 amino acids. The record is from RefSeq and is a predicted model, not a curated record. Lineage: Eukaryota; Fungi; Ascomycota; Sordariomycetes; Glomerellales; Plectosphaerellaceae.